CCUUUGACAUGGAUAGGUUAAAUGUUGGUGUGAUCAUGGAUACAAUUGUUAGUUUUGGCUAUGAAGAUGUUAUGAUUAAGAAUGUGUAUUACACAACAAUUGGAGGAAGUGUUAUGAAAUUGCAGUGUUUGGCUGGUGAUGACAGUAUUAGGGACAUUUUGCGCAUGGUGCGUGUUGAGGGUUGUGUUGAUAUAUAUGUUGAUCAUGAGGUCAAUUUUGCCCAACUUGCUUUUCCACAAUCCUGUUGGGUUGGUAACAAUGUAGUUGAGGAGGGAGGCAGACAUGAAGAAAGGGUAGAUGAAGAGGAAAGUGGACAUGAAGAAAGGCUAGGUGAGGGUACUGAUGGUGAGAUUAGUGGGGGAGUAGAUGAAGGUGACUUAGGUAACAUAACCCAAGAGUACCCUAUUGGCAGUAAGGGUAAUACUGGGAAUACAGUUGAGAAAGGUGAAUGUAGUAAGGGUAAUAGAGGUAAUUGUGGAAGUGGAACAGAGCUUGGGUCAACUGAUGGUUAUGUUGAUGAUUGGAGCUCGACAGUUGAUGAAGUAGAACUUCUUUGUAGUAGUGAUAAAGAUGAUGAGGAGUUAAUUGAUGUGAAGAAAUGUGCAAGGUCUAUUAGGAGACCAACAGAAGGGUUAGAAGUUCCCAGUGGGCUUCAAACACCAAAAGGGGUCAAGUACAAGCAUGUUGCAAAGAAGCCAACCCCUAGAUCUACUCCUAUAAAAAAGCCAACCCCUAUAUCUACCCCUAUAAAGAAGCUAGCCACUAGAUCUGCUCCAGUCUCUAGGGGUAAGAAGGUUGCAUCGUCAAAUCCUGCUGAGUUGAGUAGGUUGAGGAAAGAGAAGGCAAAGCUUGCAGAAAAAAGGUACAAAACACUACCUCAUUGGAGGGAAUGUCAAAAGAGAAAGGAUUCAACACCAACUAAACAAAAGAAAGGAGAUCCUCUACAUCCUUCUAAAGGUAUUCCUGUUGAGAAUGAUGUGUCUGAAAGUGACAAUGAUGGCAGAGACAGUCACUAUGAAAACAGUGAUGAUGCUGGGAAGUUGAGGGAUUCAUCUACUGAGUCUGAAGAAGAAAAUUUGUUUUUUGUUUCAUCUGAUAUAGCAAGACAAAGGAGAGCUUCUAAUGUGUACUUUAAUCCUUCUUGGGAUGUACCAUUCUUUGAAGUUGGUAUGAGAUUUCAAAAUGCAGCACAAUUCAAGGAAGCAGUGAGAAAGUAUUCUGUGAGGAAAGGUUGUCCUUUACUUCAUAUAAGGAACGAGCCUAAGAGACAAAAGUUCAUUUGCAAAUUUGGUUUGUGUUGUUGGGAGAUUUACGGUUCAUAUGUCAAUAAAGAUGACAGUUUCCAGAAAUGUGUUAGAGCCAAGAAGAUGGUGUUGAAGGAGAUGGAGGGGAGUUUUAAGGAUGAGUAUGCCAUGAUUCAUGCAUUUGGUGGGUAUUUGAAGGAGGUCAAUCCUGGAAACUCAGUUUUCAUUAAAACUGAAGAAAAUGAUGUUGGCAAUGAGGUCUUGAAGAGGAGACCAGAAGGAGGUUGUUUACCACCAGUGUUGAGAACACCACCAGGACGACCAAGGAGGAAUAAAAGAAAAGAUAAGCAUGAGCCUAAGAGAGUUAAGGUGGGGAAAUUCACCAGGUUGUCCAAGCAUGGGUCUGUGAUGAGUUGUCGCUUGUGCGGUCAACAGGGACACAAUAAAGCUGGAUGUCCCAGAAAGGAGGAGUUAGUAAGGACCAGUCAAAGCAAUGUUGAUAAAAAGCAUCAAAAGAAAAAGGCCAACCAAAAACCCAAGGUGACUACAGGAAAAGGAAAAGGGAAGAAGGUGCAAGAACAAACUGAAAAAAUUGCCAAAAAAAGGGUGAAUGAUGCUAAAGGCAAGGAAUCACUUAAAAGGGAAACGAGGGCCAAAAGAAAGAUUGAUUGUGUUGGAGGAGUAAUCAUCAAUGAAGGCAAAAAUGACUCAAGAAAGAAGACAAAGCAAUCAUCUAUAAAGGGAAAAAAGAAAGCAUGACUCAAUGUCAUUUUAUAUUUUCUUGUUUUGGGGAUGUACUUUGAACUUUUGUAUGUAUAUGUUGGUGGUUUGUAAUCACAUUUGACAGUUGGUUAUUAUGCCUUGUUUUGGGGAUGUACAUGUGGUUAUAAUGCCUUGCUUUAUUAUGUCUUGUCUUGCUUUAUUUCAAUGGCAUUAUAUUCAAUCAAAUUUGCUUGUGUAG
Messenger RNA from Rubroshorea leprosula, 2205 nucleotides. The record is from the annotation of a GenBank genome assembly. Lineage: Eukaryota; Viridiplantae; Streptophyta; Magnoliopsida; Malvales; Dipterocarpaceae.